CAGCCACCUUCAACUCCACUGGGAAAACCUGGCUCCGACAUUUGGGCCGACCCCUGCUACUGCACAAAGUGAAGGUUGAUAUGCCACAUCAGUGAUGGAGCCCAUGACGGUGACGACGUCAGUGGUUGGACCAGAUGAGUUCGACCGCAACGCCCCGCGGAUUUGCGGCGUGUGUGGGGACAAGGCCACCGGCUUCCACUUCAACGCCAUGACCUGUGAGGGCUGCAAGGGGUUCUUCAGACGCAGUAUGAAACGCAAAGCCUCAUUCACCUGCCCGUUCAACGGAAGCUGCACCAUCACCAAGGAUAACCGGCGUCACUGCCAGGCCUGCCGUCUCAAACGCUGCAUCGACAUCGGCAUGAUGAAAGAGUUCAUACUGACAGACGAGGAGGUCCAAAGGAAAAAAGAGAUGAUACUGAAGAGGAAAGAGGAGGAGGCCGCCCGGGAGGCGAUGAGGCCACGGCUGAACGAGGAGCAGGCUCGCAUCAUCUCCUGCCUGGUGGAAGCUCACCACAAGACCUACGAUGCCUCCUAUGCGGACUUCUCACGCUUCAGGCCUCCAGUCCGUGAAGGUCCAGUCACACGCAGUGCCAGCAGAGCGGCCUCUCUUCACUCUCUGUCUGAUGCCUCCUCUGACUCAUUCAACCACUCACCUGAGUCGGUGGACACGAAAAUGAACUUCAGCAACCUGUUAAUGAUGUACCAGGAUGGUGCUAGCAGUCCGGACUCCAGCGAGGAGGACACCAAGCUCUCCAUGCUGCCCCACUUGGCUGACCUGGUCUCCUACAGCAUCCAGAAGGUCAUCGGGUUUGCCAAGAUGAUCCCCGGCUUUAGAGACCUGACGGCGGAGGACCAGAUCGCUCUGUUGAAGUCGAGCGCCAUCGAGAUCAUUAUGCUGCGAUCAAACCAGUCGUUCAGCCUGGAGGACAUGUCCUGGAGCUGCGGAGGGCCUGACUUUAAAUACUGCAUCAACGACGUUACGAAGGCGGGUCACACUCUGGAGCUGUUGGAGCCGCUGGUGAAGUUCCAAGUGGGUCUGAAGAAACUGAACCUGCACGAGGAGGAACACGUGCUGCUCAUGGCCAUCUGCCUGCUCUCCCCAGAUCGUCCCGGCGUCCAGGACCACGCCCGCAUCGAGCAGCUCCAAGACCACCUGUCCGAGGCGCUGCAGGCCUACAUCCGGGUGAACCACCCGGGCGGACGCCUCCUCUACGCCAAGAUGAUCCAGAAGCUGGCCGACCUGCGCAGCCUGAACGAGGAGCACUCCAAGCAGUACCGCUCGCUCUCCUUCCAGCCCGAGCACAGCAUGCAGCUCACCCCGCUGGUGCUGGAAGUGUUCGGCAGCGAGGUGUCAUAGCAGAGGAGGAGGCACAUGCGCGCACACACACACACACACACUCAUCACACACUGGAUGAUUAACCAACUUUUGCCGCCUCUUCCCCCAAGAAAACCGCAGCCCUGAUUAAAUCCUGGACACGUGGGAGAAAGAUGGAUAAUCAGAUAGAUAGACAGUAACCUUCACCUCUUCGUCACCUGUCCAUACUCCUCCUCCUCCUCCUCCUCCUCCUCCUCCUUCUCCUCCUAACCUCAUACAGCAAGAGUUAGAUGACUGGACGUCUGGAUUUACAAAUUUAAUACACCCAAAUAUGCUGUUGGUUUCUUCAGCACUCGGAUAACCAGAUUAUGUUUUGACCUCUGGAUUCACAAACAUACAUUACGAGUCAUUGCAUCAUGCAGAUAUCUAAACCAACUGACAUCCUGAUCCUCACAGCCUCCACAAGCUCCAAAACAAAAAAAAAACACUUUAUCUCAUCACCACCUUUCCCUGGAAACGACUAGAUUCCUGCCAUUUUUUUUACAGUGGAGACAGCUCGACGGAUGUGACCCCCACAUCCCUUUUAACCAUCGACCUCGUAACAUUGCUCCAUGUCACGACAUCAUAGACAGGAAAAGAUGUACAGAUUUACAUCUGCUACCCACGCUGGGUAAAAGGCUACGUUUAUAUUACUAUAAAGUAUCAUUGGUUUACAGUUCAUAAGCAAAGAUAUCCAAAUAUAUUACACGUCAGAAGCCAUGGGCAAGCUUACAGUAAUUUAAUAGAAACGCUUGGUUUAUUGGUUUAAAAAUACUCGGCUGAGACGGGAGCUGAGCAGGUGGGCUUUCCCGCUAAGCCCCGCGUAUCUGUGUAUGUGCAAGAAGGAGUCUCAGAUAGUCUAAUGAAGUGAAGAAAGAUGUUUGAGUGGAAAUGUUUCGGCGUAGGAACGGCAGGAAGAGAGGUGAGAUGUGGAGAAAUGAGGAAAUGGGGUUGGAUAGAUGGAGGGAGGUGCUACCGUUGGAAUUCCCUGUUCACAAGACAAAAGGGAAUUUCACCAAACAAGAAUGUAUGUAUAAUGCUAUAUAAAUAUAAUUGAUACGUAUAAGCUGAGAUAUAUAUAUAUAUAUACACACACACAUCUAUAUAUGUAUAUGUAUAUGUAUAUAUAUAUACACAUAUAUAGACAGUGAAACAUGGUUGCUUCCAUGGAAGCAAAUAGUUCUGAGUGUUGUAUACUGUAGAGGAUUUGAAGGCCGCCCCUCGGUUGUGUGUGUCAUGUGUCGUCUUUCAAAAGACUAAUGUACACACACGAGGAGGCCUUCUAUUUUUGCGAUAUGUGUACAGUGUGUGAGAAUAUUGAUGGACCACAAGGGGGUGCGUGUACAGGCUCUGACUGAGGGUCUAGUGCAGGGAAGCUCUUCUCUGUUUGGAAUUUGUCAUUUUUUGGACCUGUGAAGUUUGUAGAGUGACAUAAGCAAACACAACUUCAUGUUUUGUGGAUAGAGAUUAUCCAAAAAUAUUUGUUUGGCUGGUUAGAUUGCUGCUAAGACAGUUAGAGCUAGAUAGUUGGACUGAAACCAACUACCAGCUGUUGACUCAGGGAAAAGUUUGUCUGACGAUAUUGUAUACUUGGUGUUUAUGGUGUGUGUGGCGUAAGCUUACAAUCAUAAGACGGAGAUUGUUUUUGAAGCUCUAGGCAUCACUGUGAUUUCUAAUCAUACUUAAUAACAGCAUAAGGAAGCUAAAAAGAGAAACUUUUUGACAUAAUGAUUACUACAAGAUUUUCAUUCCUAAGCUUAUCUGAUCAAUUUAAAAAAACAAAAACAAAACACAAAAAAAAAAAAACAACGACUUAUGACGGUUUGCAUGAUUGUACAAUCCAUUAGAGAUCACUGUUAAAGCUGUUAAACAUUCUUUGACUCAUCUAUGUGAAAACAUCGACUAAUAUUAGCCUUAAGUUUCGGGUUUCCUUUCAGGGCAAAGUGAAUAUUCUACAAAAUGGCAGCAAUAUACAGAAGUGAAACGAUGUACAGCCGGUAGUGUUUUUGCUAUGAAAUCCCUCAGAUGCUCUCCAACAGCAGGGCAGAGAUACAACGCAUGAGAAAGACCUUUUUUAUACUAAACUCAAAAUCAAGCCUCAUACCUUUUUUUUUUUUUUUUUUCCUCUCACACAUUUAUAUCAUUUCAACACCAGCCACAUAAGCGAGGUUUAGGAUGUUUAUUUUCGACAUCACUACAUAUCAUAUCACGUUUCUGUUGACACGGUGCAUGCUCAGCCCUCAUGCAGACCUGUAUCACCCCCUUGUGGACAAACUAUGUAAAUACCACUUGCUAAGUCUGUACAUAGUUAGAGAUUAAUGUAGGUAAAAUACUAAGAGAAUUCAAUUGUUGACGGCAAGACGACCUGGAGAUAAAAAUGCUAUAUGCAAAUUAGGAGACGAACUCUUACGUUGUAUUCAACUAGAAUGGACAACGGCGGCAGUUCUGGUCGAGUCGCUGAGUUGUUUUGCGGGAGCGCCGAGGAAGGCUGUCGGGUUCAGGUGGAACCGGUCGGACAUUUUCGACUGAAAUUUCAAGCAAAAUUUAGGCAGGAGCAGGAAAAUUGGCCAAAUAAGUUGCGAAGGGUUAGUGGAGCUCUGAUGUGUGUUGUAACUGCAGAAGACUUGAUAUGACUGAACAUUCCCAGCAGUAGUUGUGUUGAGCAUUCCAACUGGCCAAGUCUGACGCAGGACGCGCACUCAGAGCGUGAACGUCCGGCAGCCUUUUUAAAAGCUACCCGACAGCUCAGUACCACCAGCUAGUGUCCUGUCUGUCCAUUCCAAGCUUAUGGAUGUAUGUCUUUUCUCUCUCUCUCUCCCUCUCUCUCUCUCUCUCUCUCUCUCUAAAAGUCAAUUGAUAAGCUUUUGACAAUUAUACAGUAUAACCAUAAUAUUUUCAUUUUGCUGAACAUCAGAUUUUUUUUUUUUUUCUUUCUCUUUGUUUUUCUUUUCAAGAUUGUCAAUUGUAAUGUGUGUCAGAGUUUGCUGUCUCGCUAGCGCUUGGCUUACUGCGCUGGAACGUUUGUUUUAAACGAAGCAAAAGACGAGCAAGGAAGCCUUUUCCAGGCGAACGAAACCCCAUCGCUCCUCGAUGUCAAGCGAGUGAACAUCCGGAACGGCCUCUCUCUUUUUAACUUUUCGCUUUCUUGUUUGGACGUGGAGGGGACACUGGCAGCUCUUCCCCCCGUUUUUUUUUUUCUAACGGAGGGAAGAGAAGGCUUGUCAGCGCAGCAGCCGCUUUUACAUCUGGAGCUGCAAACCUCGAGGGAAGGAAUGCACCGGAGCGAAAUAACUUCAGCGUCGAUGGAAAGGCGGUCCCCGGCUCCGUACGAAAACAUCUGCUUUUCCAGAAGCAGGAUGUCAAACACGACUCAAGUGAUCAUAAACUAACACUGCCUCAACUGACCGACACAGGAUCCAGCCAACGGCAAGCUGUUGCAGCAGCAGCAUGGGCGUGCCUCUUUGCUCACCAUCCGAUCAUCUAACCGCCUCUUUUUCUGCAAUAGCCAAUUACAGCAGGACUACUCUUCAUAGCUUUAACUCAGCAGCCAGUCAAGCUCUGUUUUGUAAAACUGUGGUGCACCAAGGGCUGAUGGGAAUCUGCGAAUCGGGGGAGGACAGCUGCGGUGGGAUCGGACGUGUCAUUUAAGUGUGAGAAUGACAAACGCAGACUCCUCUGUCCUGUUUGACCCAGGAAACCUUUAGAUUGGACCUCCAGAAGACUGUGCAGAACCUGUAUAGAAGAUCAUAGGAGAUAAAAAAAAACAAAACAAGAAAUAUUUUUCAAACGAGAAUUGCCACAGGCAGACGUAGUGACACGCAGUGACUGACCGAGAUGUCGCCUCUUAAACCCAAAGUGUGACAUUAUCUUUCUCACUACUCUGUGUUUUCGCAAUCGCAGCUCUUGAAAUUCAGAUUUUUAAACAAUUUGUGCAA
Stegastes partitus (bicolor damselfish) is the source of this 5290-nucleotide messenger RNA. Its product is annotated as vitamin D3 receptor A. Gene Ontology annotation, molecular function: zinc ion binding; vitamin D response element binding; nuclear receptor activity. NCBI's taxonomy places the organism in Eukaryota, Metazoa, Chordata, Actinopteri, Pomacentridae. The transcript is spliced from 9 exons. The coding region runs from base 95 to 1357 and encodes 420 amino acids. The record is from RefSeq and is a predicted model, not a curated record. Gene Ontology annotation, cellular component: nucleus. Gene Ontology annotation, biological process: cell differentiation; negative regulation of transcription by RNA polymerase II; positive regulation of transcription by RNA polymerase II.